Molecule: messenger RNA, 1796 nt
Organism: Bombina bombina (fire-bellied toad)
Lineage: Eukaryota; Metazoa; Chordata; Amphibia; Anura; Bombinatoridae
Gene: C3H21orf91
Product: chromosome 3 C21orf91 homolog
Exons: 5
Coding region: 127-1017 (296 amino acids)
Source: RefSeq, a predicted model, not a curated record
UGGUAGGGGGAUGUCUACGCUAGUUCAGUACGGGGCACGGAGAGUAGGAAGACUUGAACUGGGUAGAGGAGGACAGGUGCUUAGAAGGAUCAAACCCAGACACAACGAGGUAACGCGCUUAGGAUCAUGGGCACCAUGAUAGAAGAGGAGCAGUUUGUCAACAUUGACUUGAAUGACGAUAAUGUCUGCAGUGUUUGUAAGCUGGGCACUGACAUAGAAACCCUGUCUUUCUGCCACAUCUGCUUCGAGCUAAGCAUUGAGGGAAUUCCAAAAUCAGAUCUUCUGCACACAAGAUCCUUAAGAGGGCACAAGGAUUGUUUUGAAAAAUAUCAUCAAAUAGCAAAUCAGAAUUGUACAAGGUCGAAGCUUUCAAAAAGUCCCUAUGAAGAAGUAAAAACUAUUUUGAGUAAAAAAAUGAACUGGAUUGUACAGUAUGCACAAAAUAAAGAUUUAUACUCUGAUUCUGAAUGUUCCAAAUCAUCACAACUGAAGCUUUGCAAAUUUAGACACCAGAAUGAUCGUACUCUUCUUCCUCAGUAUGACUCUCAAGUCCCUAGGUAUUCGGAAAAGUGGCUUGAUGGAGGAGCUUAUGGAGUGUCAAAUUGUGCACAAGGAGUUUUGAAGCGCAAUUCACGGGGCUUCAGCAUGCUAAAAAAUACCAGCGACACAUUUUGCCAUGGCAAUUCAUUGUGGCCAAGUACUAACCAAGCACAAAAGACAGAAAAAGUGAAACAUGACUCUGCUUCUAAUAUUCAGAGAAGAUACCAGCAUUACAGCAAAGAAGAAUUGCUUUUGAUGAGUAAUGAAGAACUGAGGAGAUUAAAUGAAAGUCUCCUGAGGCAAGUGAACGAAGUGUUUGAAGAUCUGACGAGUGUAGUGCAAGAGAAGGACUCCUUGUCUUCAGAGCUCCAUGUGCGGCAUGUUGCGAUUGAACAGCUGCUGAAAAACUGCUCAAAACUUCCAUGUUUGCAGAUGGGUCGAGCCGCAAUGAAAGCAAAUAUUGCAAUCAACAACUGAAGCCUUUCUAAAGACAAACACUCUACCAGCUAAUGAUAGUUCACACAGGGCUAUCUGACUUUUUUUAGACUUAAGUUUUAUAGAACUUUGGGGAAGGGGGGAUAUUGGCAUCCUCUGAGCUCAUUUUGUUUGACAAUUGCCUUCCCUUGUGAUAUGAGCUCUGAAGAUUACGUCUGUUUGGAUGUUAUGUUACUUUCAGCAAGUGAUAUACCUAGUCUUACCAUGUAGGUCCAGCAAUGCUCUUGUUGGAGAAAGAUCUAUAAGAGUGCGUGUGUUUGUUGGACCUAUUUUCAUUUCUGGUCUACUUAGUAAUAUUGCGCAGAUCUCAUUUCCACAAGACUAAUUUUCUGCAGUUGUUGCACCUUUUAUAAAAUGAGGCUUUGAUUUUACCAAAAACAGUGAGGCAAUAAUCUGCCUGAAGCCUUGUGCAAGGAAGUUCCUACAUCAAUUCUUGUUGGAAUUCUAAUGUAUUGUUGUUCAACAUUAUGACAAUAUUUAAGCAAGAAUUGAAUUUUUCAAUCCACUUUGGUUAGACCACGGCAAUGUAUUUUUAAUCAAGCCAAGUCAAUGACGAUAUUUCCUUGCUCUUCCAUACGGCAACAGCUAUCUGCUGCAACAACAAUGCUGUUUGCCAAUAAUGUGUUUUUUAUGACAAAAAUGUAUAUGCUAAGAAAUUUUGCUUAAGGUGUUAAAAGUUGCAUUGUUAGUAACUUUAUGUUUAUGAUGAAACAUUUUUACAAUCUAAUUUUUAUAAAAGAUAAAUAUUUUGGGUACUUUAA